Strongylocentrotus purpuratus (purple sea urchin) is the source of this 1351-nucleotide messenger RNA. RefSeq names its product tRNA pseudouridine synthase-like 1 (gene pusl1). The transcript has 7 exons. Gene Ontology annotation, molecular function: pseudouridine synthase activity; RNA binding. NCBI's taxonomy places the organism in Eukaryota, Metazoa, Echinodermata, Echinoidea, Camarodonta, Strongylocentrotidae. The coding region runs from base 57 to 968 and encodes 303 amino acids. Gene Ontology annotation, biological process: tRNA pseudouridine synthesis. The record is from RefSeq and is a predicted model, not a curated record.
UACCAUAUAAUGUGGAUGGAGUCUGCUGUGGCUUGUUACGUCUUAAACGUCUUAAAAUGGGACGUUUUCUCAUCUAUUUCCAGUAUAUUGGAACAAGAUAUAGGGGUGUUGUUCGAGCAACCAGUCUUUCUGCUUCUGGGGAAAAAUUUGUUGGUGUACAAGAUGUAAUUGAAGGUGCUUUAGAUGAGCUGAAACCUGUGAUUCCUGUGAAGCUUCAUGUAUCUAGUAGAACAGAUACAGGUGUCCAUGCCUUGUGUAAUACAGCUCAUUUUGAUAUGAUCUUUAAGUCAAAGAGAACAGGUGAACCACGGGAUAUACUAGCUGAGAGCAUCACAGCAGCCGUCAACAAGAAACUUGAGGAUCAUGAUAUCAGAAUCAUCAAGACUCUUAGAGUUCAGGACAGCUUUCACAGCCAGCACCUUGCGAUGGGAAGAACAUACCUCUACCGGCUUGCCAUGGGAUGCAGACAGAUAGAGUUACCCGUCUUUGAAAAGAAUAGGAGUUGGGCCUUCGACCAAAGACUUGACAUCCCAUCAAUGAAGGAGGCAUCCGGGAGGUUUGUUGGUACCCAUGAUUUCACUGCCUUCAGGAACUCAAGUAUGGAUGAUGACAAGAAAUCCCCGAUCAAGACCAUCGACAUGAUUGAGUUCAGAAGAACACGAGGAUUCCUCUAUCAUCAUUGUAACAAGAUGGCUCAGUUAGAAUUCUUGGAGCUCACGUUUCACAGUAGAUCCUUCUUGUAUCGACAGAUUCGGAGAAUGACCGGAGCGUUAGUCGCUGUGGGUCUGGGUCGUAUAGCGCCCUCACACAUCACAACCAUCUUGGAAUCUCGCGACAACAGUCAUAUGCAUAGGACUACAAUGGCUCCAGCCCAUGGCUUGUAUCUCAAAGAAGUACUUUACAAUGAAAAUGAUCUCAUAUUACGCAAUGUCCCAUCUUCACCUACUGAAGACACAUCCAUUACCUGAGAAGACAUUCACAAGUGCGCGAGUAAGGGUGCUAUACCAAGGUAGAUUUCUCUUGUGUAACAUUUUUUGUAAAUGUGUAUUAAAGAAGAAAAAGGGCCUUCUGUGCAUCAGGUAUUCAUGGUAUUCAUUUUGUUUUAAUUGCAUAAUUGUCAUGAAUGGAAAGUACUGUCUGGUCAUGCAAUUACAUUUUGAGUGCAACUGUCUGAAAGCAGCUGAACAAUGUUGAUUAUGUCAUCCAUAAGAAUUUUAUAUAAAAUGUGAAUAUUUACAUGUAGGAAGAUAAAAUGAACCAAAAUCUACUAAUUCUUGCUCUAGAUCACAUGCUCUGCAUAUACAAAAUACCCAAAUGUAGCUCGAAAGUCGGUCCAAAUUUCAAUCAUAUA